GACGGUUCCGUAAACAUACGGAAAUCGAUUAGCGCACGGAAUCGCACGAUCAAUAAUAUUGAGUUGCAGAGGCUGAAAAAGUGGGUAGUUUUAACCAAAACAUGAAGAGACAAGAAAGAAAGCAGUUUAGGAAAUAGCAAUAAUGGUAACGAUGAUGAGAUCUAGGUUUAGUGUUAUCACAGUGGUAGGGGUUCUGAUGUAUACAGUGUUAGGUAAAUAUCCAGGAGAGGAGAAGCAUGAAGUUGGUACGUUAGAAGGAGACGUGCAGAAUUGGGCUGUUCUUAUAGAGAACUAUAUACUUCAGCUUGCAUACGAAGGUAUAAAUCAGCACUACACACAGGGAUAUCUCGAUCAAGCUAAAUACCUCUCAGAUACAAAGAAUGGUCAAGAUAUUGUACGUCUUGUUAAAGACAACUUGGCAAACUAUUUUGAGCAGAAAAAGAAAGCAGCAGAGAGUCUAGUUGAGAACAUAACGAGGCUUCAUGAUGAAUUUCUAUUGUCAAAUGGUAGUGCCAAUGUGAGUAAACUGUCAAUGCUACCUCAGGAGGUCUAUGCCGAUUCAGAUAUACCAGAAAGGUUGCCGACACACCGAAACUUUAAUCCAUAUUUCAAGCAGCAAGUAAGCUGGGAUCAAUCAACAGUAAAGAUAGCAGACGAGGUACCCAGAGAUGACAUAAGCACAAUAAAUACGGUGCAUUUCACUGCUAAACUUGACGCAUUAUUCAAGGAAAAUCAUGAAAUUGAUCCGACCCUGAGAUGGCAGUAUUUUGGAUCUACAGCUGGUAUAGUGCGUAUAUUUCCCGGGCGGGAAUGGUCGACAAAUUUUGCGGGUUUCUAUAAUGAUUAUGAUCCAAGAGUCAGGCCUUGGUAUAUCGCAGCAACAAGUGGACCCAAAGAUGUGAUAAUCAUAAUUGAUUGCAGCUAUUCCAUGAGAGGUGAGAAAUUUAGUAUCGCCAAAGGUGUUGCAAAAACAGUGAUCAAUACUUUGACAAAACAGGACUAUGUGAAUGUGAUAUGUGCUAGGGCAAGCUACUGGGAUGAAGUUGGCAAGUGGCAUUUCUAUGAGACAACAGUACUGAGCUGCCACUCAGAGAGAAUGGUACCAGCUACUAUUGCACACAGGAAAGACCUUAUAAAAAAUGUGGAGAAUUUACGUCCAGGGGGAACCAGUGAACUUGAGAGUGGAUUUGAGAAAGCAUUUAGUUUGUUGAAUAGCAAUCCACGAACAGGUUGUCAGUCUGUGAUAAUCUUCGCCACAGAUGGGAAAGACACGGAUGGGGAAAAUGUUAGAUGUGGCCCAGGUUACUACACAAGGAGUGGGUAUGUACCUGGCCCUGUAUGUAAAUAUAACUGGACAAAAGUAUGGUCAGUGGCAGAUGGUAAAAAUUCCUACACCAGUCCUCAUGCACGGGUUUUUAGCUACCUAAUCAAAGAAGAUGCAGAGAUGUUUCCAGGGAAACUAGCCUGUAGUCAUGGAGGAAGUAUGCUCAAAUUGACCACUGGUGAAAACUUAAUCUCUCAGAUGAGCAACUAUUUUGAAUUUCUCUCAUCAAAUGCAAAAACAACGAAGGCUUUGUGGACAUCACCGUACCUUGAUGCCUGGGGUUUAGGAAUCAUGGUCACUCACGCUAUCCCUGUUAUUAGUAAAGUUACUAAAAGAACUAUAGGAGUUGUGGGCAUAGAUGCUACAUUAGAUAAGAUAGAGAAUUUUCUCACGAAACAUCAGUGGGGAACUGUCUACUCAUUCCUGAUCAACAACCAGGGAGAGACCAUAUUUCACCCAAAACUGAAACCUAGUACAAAUUUAUUAGAGGACCCUAUAUUUAUCCCUAUACAACAAUUAGAGAAGAACACCGAGACAAACAAGCCAGAAGAGUUUUCCGAGAUUGAACGCAACAUGAAACUCGGCAAAGAAGGCUCUCUUAGAAUUGAAAAAGCCAAAGAUGGCAAACCUAGGACAUUCUACUAUGCAGGACUGAACAACUCAGAAUAUUCAUUUGCCUACAGUAUUGCUGAUACAGAUAUGGAAUUUCUGAGAUCUCAGGAGCCAAUCAACAGAGACGACUAUGUAACAAGUUACUACAACUUACUGAAACAUUAUAACAGUACCCUGGCAAAGAAGUCCUUACCACCCGGUACACUAGAAGAAAUAGAAAUCAAGGAGAAUGAAGAAAAAUAUCCGGGUUUACGUGUCACAUACAAAUAUUCAACAAUAUUUCUUGCGCCCAUGUCACAUUGUGAUCCGAUAGAGUAUAUUUAUGAUGAUAAUCUGGAUAAGAAAACCGUUGAUGCACAUAAAUGGAUUAAUAGCUUUGAACCGGAUUUGGGUUGCGAGAAAGGGCACCAGAAAUUUGAGAAAGGUGUAAGGGCAGAUGUGUUGAUUACACAACCUAUUGAAGAGAUCUGGAAGGCAAGUUUAUUUGAGUCACUCAGCAAUGUAAAAUGGUUUAAUGUGGGACUGAGAAGUGGGGUGUUCAGAGCUUAUCCAGGUCACAGAUCAAGACGGACAUACGACCCAACUAAGCGACCAUGGUACAAGAGGACAAGUGCAGCCCCUCAUCAGAUAUCUAUAUCAACACCAUAUAUGGAUGCUGCUGGUGUUGGAAAGAUCAACACUAUAUCACAGGCAGUUUUUGAAGGGAUGAAAGUGAAGACGGAAGAGGAAUGUCGUAAUUUUUCCGACUCUGGACCAUGGCCAGGGGGAUGUAAAUGUAACGUUGAUGAUGAUUGUAUAAUCAAGGUUUGUUACCUAAGUAAGAGCCCCUAUGCCGAUGAUCAUCGCCGCUGUGCCACAGAACGUGUUGAGGCUGUGACUGGACUUGAUAUUCUAUAUGAUGACUUCCAAAACAAAACAAUGGACAGUAUGGAAGCUAGUGACUUCAAAAAGUCUUGUGGUCAGCUAUAUGAUUGUCCAGAUGGGGAACCUGGGUGCUCCACAAGAUGUUAUUUGUUCGACUCAAAUGCAUUUCUGAUAAUGGACCCUGAUUUCUUAUUGGCGAGUGACCUUGAUGAGAGCAAGUACGAGCGAGUGCAGCUCGGAGAAAAAGAAGGCGAGGUAAUGAAGGAUCUGGUGUAUAAACACGGUUUUAUACGAAGGACCGAGAAGGUCGAUUUCCAGGGAUCUUGUAGAAUAACGCCAGAGGAACCGAAGGAAACAUUGGAUGGUAUACCAAAGAACCCUGAAGAACAAGAUGACUAUAUUAGAAAUAAAGGGCCAAUACCAAAAUUCAACAAUGAGUUUGGAUGUAUACAAGAUGUAGUGGGAUAUUCAGUCAAUGAAACAGCAUUAGGUCCAAGUCGGAUGGUAACGGGUAAUGUAUCUGGACCAUGUAUGUCAGGAUUUUACUAUGUUACCACACUUCCCAAGACGAAUCUCUACCUACUUGUUAUAGAGAACUGGAAACAGUAUAGAGAGUCUCUGUUCUAUAACUUCAACUGUAAAAUAACUAGAAGCAUUGUGAACUCAGGGGCUUACAGAAUAAUAAAUGGGACUUGUGCCCACGAGGAAUCACCAACAGUUACUCUAGCAGGACAGAACAAAUGCCCAGCAUUAAGAGAUCUCAAGCUACCGUGUACAUAUACCACAGGCUGUAGACACACUAUAUCUGUAUGGUUACUAAGCUGUUUGCUGAUUUUGAUGUUAGUCAUUAAAUAGUGCCAGUGGAAUCAAGACUUAAAAUCAACAGUGACAUUCCAUUAUACUCUGAAAAACAUUCCUGUGCAUAUAAAGCAACUCAAGUGUACAUUCAUGAAAAUACUCAAGUGUACAUUCAUGAAAAUACUCAAGUGUACAUUCAUGAAAAUACUCAAGUGUACAUGAAAACACUCAAGUGUACAUUAAAACACUCUAGUGCACAUUAAAAACAUUUCAUUGCACACGAAAAUACACAAGUGUACAUGAAAAAAACAUUUAAAUGCACAUAAAAAUACUCUGGUGCAUAUAAAAACAGUGUACAUAAAAGUUUUCCAGUGUACAUAUUCAGAAUUUUACCCUUUAAGUUUCGAAUUUAUGUAAUGGACAUGACCUAGUUUGAUUUUGGAAUUGUCCAUUAAUUAUUUAAAGAGAUUUCUACAUUGAGAUUAUCUAAGACUGAGCUGCCAAAACAUUGUAUAUACUAUUGACAGUCAGUCUUCAUUUCAGUGAAAGGGUCUCCACAGAGGUUUUUUGACAUGACUGGACUAGGAAUAUUUUUUCAAGAUUUUUAUACAAUUUGAACCCAUUAUGUUGGUUUUGUCAUGAUGCGGCUCAUUUGAUGAAAAUCUGUACCAAAAACUUGUGUCAUAAAUUGAAGUCAUUUGUCCAUUCCGUUUUUCCAGAGAAUCAUUUUUAGUGUGCAAAAUAACAUAAAAAUGAAAAGUGUUGUAAUGCUUUUUAACUUAAAUUGCUAAUUGAGAAUUGCACUUGUUAUCAAUUUUCAAUUUAAUUCUGGGUAUAUUCCUCUAUUACCCUUGUCAUAUUUUUUCUGUUUAUGUGCCCAGGUUGGAUCCAUGUACAUGAUGUAAGAUUUUCAAAAUUAAUGUUGUUAUGCUUUUGGACAUCAGUGAAGUUCCUUUAACUAACUGAAUUUCUUAUAUUGACUGGUACAGCUUCUUUUUUUAUUGAAAUGUCCAUGAUCAAUUUAGGGAAUGUUAAAAUGAAAAUUUGAAGUUAUACAGUAAAGAGUUUUGAACCUAGUCAGACUGCAUGGAUGUGUAGACUGGCCUGGCUCUAUUCUGGUGGCAUUAAAGUCUAAGCAGCAAGGUAAGGUUUCAAGUCUAAACGUUAAAAAUAGGACUAAGACUUCAUGAUGAAUAUUAUUAUGAUUUAGCUCUUUUUUGAAUAUGCAAUUUCUUUAGAUAAUGGAUACACAUACUGCCGCAAUUAGUUCUUUAAGAUUUCAAGAAAGACCUGAAAUAGUGAAAUAUAGCAAAAAUGUAAAAUUUAAUUCAAAGUUAAGUUCUAUGUCAAGGUCUGUCAGUAGAUAUAAAGGUUAAAGGAUUGACAGACUUUAUCAGUUUGAAAAAACUAAGAAAACAUGUUGGAUAAUGGAAUGUCAACAGUUUGACGGCCAUAGGAUAGUUAUUUUAAUAUUACAGACCACCUGGUUGUUAUAUACUGUGGGAUGAGAUAGGAGGAUAGGACACAGAAGAAAUAAAAAGGAUGCAAUUAUUUCCUGUCAGCUAAGAUAGCUUUAUACAGACGUCAUUAUUUUCCAGUUUGGAAAAUUAUUUUUCUAGCUAAUCUGUAUGUGAAGGCCAUAAUUUUCCAGUUUGGAAAAUUAUUGUUUUAGAUAAUCUGUAUGUGGAUACCAUUAUUUUUCCAGUUUUGAAAAUUAUUGUUCUAGAUAAUCUGUAUGUGGCGGCCAUUGUUUUUUUUAGUUUGGAAGCUUAUUGUUCUAGAUAACCUGUAUGUGGAGGCCAUUAUUUUCCAGUUUGGAAAAUUAUUGUUCUAGAUAAUCUGUAUGUAAAGGCCAUUAUUUUCCAGUUUGGAAAAUUAUUGUUCUAGAUUAUCUGUAUGUGGAGGCCAUAAUUUUCCAGUUUGGAAACUUAUUGUUCUAGCUAAUCUGUAUGUGGAGGCCAUAAUUUUCCAGUUUGGAAAAUUAUUGUUCUAGAUAAUCUGUAUGUGGAUGCCAUAAUUUUCCAGUUUGGAAACUUAUUGUUCUAGCUAAUCUGUAUGUGGAGGCCAUAAUUUUCCAGUUUGGAAACUUAUUGUUCUAGCUAAUCUGUAUGUGGAGGCCAUAAUUUUCCAGUUUGGAAAAUUAUUGUUUUAGAUAAUCUGUAUGUAGAUGCCAUUAUUUUCCAGUUUGGAAAAUUAUUGUUCUAGAUAAUCUGUAUGUGGAGGCCAUAAUUUUCCAGUUUGGAAACUUAUUUUUUCUAGCUAAUCUGUAUGUGGAGGCCAUAAUUUUCCAGUUUGGAAACUUAUUGUUCUAGCUAAUCUGUAUGUGGAGGCCAUAUUCUAGUUUGGAAAAUUAUUGUUUUAGAUAAUCUGUAUGUGGCUGCCAUUGUUUUUUUAGUUUGGAAGCUUAUUGUUCUAGAUAACCUGUAUUUGGAGGCCAUUAUUUUUCCAGUGUUCUAGAAAAUCUGUUUUUGGGGGCCAUUAUUUUCCAGUUUGAAACACUAAGUUUUUUAUAAACAUGUUAUCUAUUUGUAUUUUGAUGUACACAUGCACAUGAAAAUUGGAUUAUUAAAUGCAGAAUAAAAGUUUGGUUCAAGUGACUUAGCUAGAGUUUGAUCAAGGACUAAACUUUCUUUUAUGUGGAAAAAGCUACAAUCUUAAAACUUGAACCACAUACUCAAUUGAAUAUGCCAUGUCAGUUUUAUACUUGAUGUAGAUUUUGACAAAAAAAUUUAAUGUAACUGGUAGACAGCUAGGUGAUUAAUCUAGUAGCACUCUUGUUAUAAGUAUAUUAACUUGAUGUAAUUUUGAGCCAUCCAUAUUUCUAACCAGUAUUUACCUUUAAAUCAAAUGAAAAACAUGUUGUUGUUAUUUACUUUUGCAUGCCUCGAUUGUACAUUCUAAUUACCUGGGAAUGGCCAGAAAGGCUACAUAUUGAAGAAUGUCUAUUUAUGUAAUAUUCUGAGAUGGUUUUAUACUGUAAACAAACAACAAUAAUGUUUGCUUUUGAUACCAGUGCCCUCUUUUAAAGUUUGUUUACAAAAACAAGUUGCUUGCUUUUGAUGCCAGAGGUCUU
Molecule: messenger RNA, 6671 nt
Organism: Ruditapes philippinarum (Manila clam)
Lineage: Eukaryota; Metazoa; Mollusca; Bivalvia; Venerida; Veneridae
Product: voltage-dependent calcium channel subunit alpha-2/delta-3-like
Exons: 22
Coding region: 143-3655 (1170 amino acids)
Cellular component (GO): voltage-gated calcium channel complex
Molecular function (GO): voltage-gated calcium channel activity
Source: RefSeq, a predicted model, not a curated record